Molecule: messenger RNA, 2098 nt
Organism: Botrytis cinerea B05.10
Lineage: Eukaryota; Fungi; Ascomycota; Leotiomycetes; Helotiales; Sclerotiniaceae
Exons: 2
Coding region: 144-1835 (563 amino acids)
Cellular component (GO): nucleus
Molecular function (GO): RNA polymerase binding; transcription coregulator activity
Source: RefSeq, a predicted model, not a curated record
GAAUGAUGUUUUUGUAUCAAGGGCAUUCUUCCCAAUGCGCCAGUUAGAGUUUUGAUCUCACAACAACAAGAAUUGAUGAUAUACUAGGUAAUGAUAUUAUCUGGUAAUUUAUACGAUCAUACACGAAUUUUGUGGCAAAAAAUAUGUUAAAAUCCACCCACAAACCAGUCCUUCCACCUGCUUUACCACCGGGAUGGACGGAGCACAAAGCUCCUACAGGUCAUUCUUACUACUAUAAUGCUGAAACAAAACAAUCUACAUAUACGCGACCAGCACCAAUAGUGGUACCACAACAACCUGUUCCAGAUCCAGUCCAGAGCUUUCUUCAAUAUCAGUCUGCUGGGAAUUCAAUACCAAGUGCUGGGCCGAAUUUCAACAGUGUUCCUUCCCGAGAUCAUGGACAUAAUCAAGGUGGCAGGGGUGGCUCACAGGGUCAACGAGGAGGUAGAGGUGGUCAUGAACGUUCACGGGAGAAUCGACCACAGCCAAAUGACAAGCCAAAGUCGCGUUUUCCAAUUCCAGGAUGCGAACCUUGGAUCCUUGUCCAUACCAAAUAUGGAAGAAGGUUUGUCUACAACACCGAGAAGGAUCAGAGUUUUUGGCGGAUACCAGAUAAGCUCAAGGAUGGUAUUUUGAAGCUGGAUCAGUUAAGAAUACAAGAAAAGGCAGAUUCACUUUUGAAGGACCAAAAUGCUGAAGCAGAGUCCAAAGUUUCUGGGCCUGCGCAAAGGCCAGCGAUCAACGAUAUUGCUGCUGAGGUUUCGCAUCCUGAUGGAGAUGACAGCUCUGAAUAUGAAGAAGUGGAGGUCACAGAUGAUGAAGGAGAAAAUGAUAACGUUGAAAAUCCUUCGAAACGUCAACGAACCGAAGAACUUAAUCCUGACGAACCUGUUGAGUUCAAUGAAGACGAUAUCGCAUACCAGCUCGCAGCCAUGGGACAAGAAUACGGAUUAGAUCCCGGAGAAUAUGAUGAUGGCAAUAUGGAUGACUGGGAACCGGGCGCAGAGGGAUUGGAAUUGUCAUUGGAAGAUUCGGCGGCUCUUUUCAAAGAUCUGCUCAAUGACUUUGGUAUAAAUCCAUACUGGCCGUGGGAGAAGUUGAUUGAGGAUGGGAAAAUUGUGGAGGAUACUCGUUAUACCGCUCUUGCGAACACGAAAUCGCGGCGGGAAGUAUGGGACGAAUGGUCAAAGGAAAAGAUUGCACAACUUCGAGAGCUACGAGCAAAAGAAGAGAGGAAGGAUCCAAAGAUUCCAUACUUGGCCUUCUUGCAAAAACACGCAACACCCAAAUUAUAUUGGCCAGAGUUCAAACGGAAAUACAAAAAGGAAGCGGAAAUGAGAGACCCAUCAUUGUUAGACAAAGACCGGGAAAAGUUUUACAGGGAACACAUCAAUCGACUGAAACUCCCACAAUUGAAUCUUAAGUCUGAUCUUUCCACGCUCCUGAAGUCUCAAUCUUCAUCUGCUUUGAACAACGCGACUCUUAUCUCUCAUUUGCCGGCAACGAUCCUUGGGGACAUACGAUACAUCUCACUGGAUGCAGCUGUAAGAGAUCCUCUGAUCGAAGCUUUCAUCACCACUUUACCGCCACCACCUGAAAUAGCUGAUGUAGAAGAGAGUGAGGAAAUCACCAGGCAAAAUUUGGAAAAGGAAAGAAGACAGAAGGCAUUAGAGGAAAGAGAAAGAAGAGUAGCGGAAGAGAAACGGAAACAGCAAAGGGCUUUGGAGUUCGGAAAGGGCAGGCUAAGAGAUGAAGAGGCGGAGAUACAACGUGCUAUGAAUGUCUCCAAAAGAGCUCUCUUGGGACAUUUGAACGGAGGGGAUGUAGACAAGUAAAGUCAGAAACACUGAAAUUUCAGACAUCAGCCUCGAAAUGCCGACACUACUUAAUAUUGAUGGGUUUGGUCCAAACUAUCAUACACCAAAAUCUUCUAAAUUAUCAUCCGAUGCUUGAUACGUUGUUUCCUUUUCGGCUGUAUGUACACAUCCCAAGUCCACGAUACCCUCCACAGUCAAAUAUUCGAAUUAUUGCUAGCUGUAUCCCCUUUUAUUGUUCUUAUUUAUGAAGUCAAGAAUCACGACUGCUUUUGUAAGAGUCA